AUGUCAGGAAACCGAUUGAACGACAGAAACUCAAUCAAUAACUUCCCUCCACUCACACCCUCCACGCCGCGAAACCAUGAUUCAGGCGUGCCCAAUCCUAUGCUCUCCUCGCCAGGGACGCCACGAAGAGCCAAGAAGAAGACAAUGUAUAGCGACAGAUAUAUUCCAAGCAGAACAGGAGUCGAUCUCCAGGCAGCCUUCAGUCUGAACUCAGACACGGUCCAGUCAUUCUCCGCAGCAGAACACUCGAAUCGGGCGUCGGGGUCGAUCGUCGAAAACGAGAUCGAUUAUAUCCGCGAAGACGAGGCAAACAGGACGUUUGAUGCGGUGCUCAAGUCCGAGCUUUUCGGCGACAAUCUGCCAGCAACGUUCUCAAGCAGAAAAUCUCUGAACCCCAGCGCCACACAGACCAGCUCGAGCUCUGACCCUUCGCGAACCCAGAUCACGCCCCCGGGCUCCGACAAUCUAAGCCACUCGGGGUCCCAGCUCAAUCUCGAAGACGGUGUUCAGCACACCCCUCGCCAAUCUGGAAACAUCUUCACCUACCAAUCGCCUUCCAAAUCCCGCCCGGCAUCUUCCUCGUUGAACGUGCACAACGAGCUUUACUCGCUCAGUCCGGUGCGCGCAGACAGUCAGAAGAUGCUUCUGUCGCCGCAAAAAAAGCCCCGGUCAAUAUCUAAAGUGCCCUAUCGAGUGCUAGACGCCCCAGAGCUUGCAGACGACUUCUACCUCAAUCUUGUCGAUUGGGGCUCCCAGGAUGUUUUGGGAGUUGGCCUAGGCUCCUGCGUGUACUUGUGGGACGCUUCCAGCGGAUCUGUGAACCGUUUGUGCGAUCUGGGCUCCAACGACACUAUAACCAGUCUGUCCUGGAUCGGAGCAGGCACCCAUCUGGCCAUUGGAACGAGCUCGGGACUAGUGGAGAUUUGGGACGCCACGAUGGGCAGAUGCACGCGUACAAUGACAGGUCAUUCGUCGCGGGCGUCUUCAUUGGCCUGGAACCAGCAUAUACUGACUUCUGGAUCACGAGACAGGUCCAUUCUACAUCGAGACGUGCGAGAUCCGUCUCACUAUAUCAAGAGGCUCGAAAGACACAAACAGGAGGUGUGUGGAUUGAGAUGGAACAUCGAGGAAAACAAACUGGCCUCGGGAGGCAACGACAACAAGCUUCUCGUUUGGGAAGGCAUGAACGAAGAGCCCCUUUUCAGAUUCACCGAGCACCAGGCUGCAGUCAAGGCGAUUUCUUGGUCGCCUCACCAGCGAGGAAUUCUUGCCUCCGGAGGAGGAACUGCAGAUAGGAGGAUCAAGAUCUGGAAUACCAUCACAGGAUUGAAAACCAACGAUGUGGAUACGGGCUCGCAAGUCUGCAAUUUGGCGUGGUCAAAGAACUCAAACGAGAUCGUUUCCACGCACGGCUACUCCAGGAACCAGAUAGUGAUCUGGAAAUAUAAUACGAUGCAGCAGAUCGCGUCUUUGACCGGACAUACCUACCGAGUCCUAUAUCUGGCCAUGUCUCCAGAUGGCCAGACCAUUGUCACCGGCGCGGGGGACGAGACUUUGAGGUUCUGGAACGUGUUUGAGAAGAACAAAAAUGAUACUGGUCCUUCAUCCGUUCUUCUCGACGCUUUCAUGCAACUCAGAUGA
Molecule: messenger RNA, 1641 nt
Organism: Ogataea angusta
Lineage: Eukaryota; Fungi; Ascomycota; Pichiomycetes; Pichiales; Pichiaceae
Exons: 1
Coding region: 1-1641 (546 amino acids)
Biological process (GO): anaphase-promoting complex-dependent catabolic process; positive regulation of anaphase-promoting complex-dependent catabolic process; positive regulation of ubiquitin protein ligase activity
Cellular component (GO): anaphase-promoting complex
Molecular function (GO): protein binding; anaphase-promoting complex binding; ubiquitin ligase activator activity
Source: RefSeq, a predicted model, not a curated record